AUUGAUUGUAAACAAGUGUCUCGUUUCUGUCAGUUGUGCGACUUGAGUGUUUUUUCGGUUCGAUUAUUUAUUGACAGAAAAGAAUCAAUGGGUGUGACAGUGCUACAGCAAUUUCCCAUGACGGAGAACCGGACUGGCCCUCAAACGAUCGAAUUCCUCACCAAGCGAGUCGUCGCCCUCGGCGCUGUCCAGACAGGGCAGUUUCUCGUCGACUGUGAAACUUACCAGUCGGUGCCGCAGUUUGGUUCUCCGAAGACUGUCCACGUCCUUCACAACUCCGAACAGCCGGCGUCCGUAUUCGCCGUACUCGAGUCGGGGACCAAGGUGGUUCCUCUUAUCGCGGACGGUCUCUUUGACCUUCUCAUGCUCAAGAUGACCAGCAUAUACACCAGCAAAAAGCAGACCAAGGUCGAGGCCAAGGGACCGAGAUUCGAAAUCGGUGACUUCUGCGUUAAACUCGGAAGCGUCACGAUGAGCCAGAACUUCAAAGGCGUUCUUGUCGAGGUCGAAUAUCGGCCCUGCGUCAUUCCCGGUAGCUCGUGGGAGUUGAUGAGAGAAUUUCUUCAAGGUUUCCUUGGAUCAGCUGUACCGAAUCAAGCUCCUCAGUAUUUACAAAACCGCAUGAAUGAUAUUUAUCAACCCAUGGAUACCAUACAGCAAUAUUUGGAGCACUUUGGACAGUACAGAAAAUCUACCAGCGUCAUAUAAGCUGCAGCCACUUAUCGUUAAAUCCAAUAUUACAAGUUCCCAAAAAGACUUACGCUCUGUAUCAUAUUCAACUUCAGAUAUUGAUAAUCGGAAGAUUAAGUAGAAGUCCUAAAAUUUUACC
Messenger RNA from Diprion similis, 829 nucleotides. It is a transcript of the gene MED20, whose product is annotated as mediator of RNA polymerase II transcription subunit 20. The record is from RefSeq and is a predicted model, not a curated record. Gene Ontology annotation, biological process: regulation of transcription by RNA polymerase II. The coding region runs from base 88 to 708 and encodes 206 amino acids. Lineage: Eukaryota; Metazoa; Arthropoda; Insecta; Hymenoptera; Diprionidae. Gene Ontology annotation, cellular component: mediator complex. Gene Ontology annotation, molecular function: transcription coactivator activity. The transcript has 6 exons.